Messenger RNA from Equus quagga, 912 nucleotides. RefSeq names its product ral guanine nucleotide dissociation stimulator-like. The transcript has 2 exons. NCBI's taxonomy places the organism in Eukaryota, Metazoa, Chordata, Mammalia, Perissodactyla, Equidae. Bases 44 to 370 code for a protein of 108 amino acids. The record is from RefSeq and is a predicted model, not a curated record.
CUUUCCGAGCUUGAGAAGGGUAUUGGCCUUCCUUGCGUUCAGCAUGCCAGGCUCGCAGGUGGAGCAUCAAGCUCGCCUUCUGCUUUCACAGUUGCUGCACCCUGAGCCCAGCGAGGCAGAGAGUCAGGCACCAGCUCCUGAGAAAGAUCCCAACCCAGCUGAACAUCGCCCCCCUGCUCCAACUCUAGUGCCCACCGCACCUCAGAGCCACAGAUCGACGUCCAGCGCCGCAGCCGCCUCGAGCCUGAGCCCGGAUGGCACUUCAAAUGAUGGAAAGACCAUUCACGUCCUCCCAGCGACGAGCCUCAGCCCCUGGACCGUGGCCCCAUCGCUGAUUUCUGCCCCUUCCCCUUUACCGCCAGUUCAUUAAAGUUCUGUUUUGUCUUGCACAUGCUUCAUGCUUUCCUUUAAUUUCUCUUGUGAUGUUCAGUUCAACAGGAUGUCAUUCCUUGGUCCUUUCCAAAUGUCCAUUUCCCUGGCCAGGAGGACGCUCACAGUGUUGCCCGACCGUCAUCCUGACCUCAUUCAAGAACACUGCCGUGGAAGGGAAGGCCUCUCCCUGUUCUCCUCUCAGUCCUCCUCCCUCCCACCCCGUCCCUGGGGCCCGCUGAGCUUUCUGGCUCUAUGGACUUCCCUCUGCUCGGCUGUUCAGCUGAGCGGACGCAUCCAAGACGUGGCAUUUUGUAUGUGGCUAAGUAAUAUCUGAGGAGUAUGAUUAAUCACUUUUUAAAUUCAAGAAAACAGUUUUUAUUAGGGAGAAAAAUCCCUGCUCCAUCAAAGCUUAUGUAUGAAAAAUGAAGCCCCCAUGUGGACUAUUGUCUUUAUCUGGGGAUAGGCACCACAUUUAAAGGGUGACAUGAGAGCUGGAAACCAAGAGGGGAAUGUGUGGGGCCGGAGACACCUUUCACAUCG